Messenger RNA from Beta vulgaris subsp. vulgaris (sugar beet), 980 nucleotides. Its product is annotated as 30S ribosomal protein S10 alpha, chloroplastic. Gene Ontology annotation, biological process: translation. The coding region runs from base 119 to 706 and encodes 195 amino acids. The record is from RefSeq and is a predicted model, not a curated record. Gene Ontology annotation, cellular component: ribosome; small ribosomal subunit; mitochondrion. Lineage: Eukaryota; Viridiplantae; Streptophyta; Magnoliopsida; Caryophyllales; Amaranthaceae. Gene Ontology annotation, molecular function: RNA binding; structural constituent of ribosome. The transcript has 4 exons.
AUUUUUUUUUUUUGGAUAGAAGAUAACAUUUACAUAACCCUGUAAUUCCAAACCAGUAGGCUAAAGAACAUAGGGAGGAAGAAGAAAAGAGAGAUAAAGGUGUGUUUGUUUGCCAAAAAUGGCUACUUCUUCAAUUUCUGCUGCAUUAUUAUCUCCACUAACUCUUCGUAAUACUUCUUCUACAUCAACCAAACAUGACUUUUCCACACUCUCUCUUCCUUCAUCUCUUAUAAACCUUAGAAGAACCCUAAGUCCUUUUCAACUCUCACCCACCACAAAGUUCACUACUUUUGCUGCUCCUGAAGCUUUGGAGUCUCAGGAAACUGUCCCAGAAUCGCUUGAGGAGGAUGCUUCUGAGACUUCCAAACUAAGCAUUGCUGCUGACUCCGAUCAGAUGGCUCCAAAGCAGAAGAUAAGAAUUAAGUUGAGGUCGUAUUGGGUCCCCUUGAUAGAGGACUCCUGCAAACAGAUAAUGGAUGCUGCAAGGACGACAAAUGCGAAAACUAUGGGGCCUGUACCAUUGCCGACAAAGAAGAGGAUUUACUGUGUGCUCAAAUCUCCCCAUGUGCACAAGGAUGCCCGAUUCCACUUCGAGAUCCGAACUCACCAGCGCCUCAUUGACAUAUUGCACCCAACUGCCCAGACAAUUGACUCAUUGAUGCAGCUUGAUCUCCCUGCAGGUGUCGAUGUGGAAGUUAAGCUCUGAAGAUCUUGGGUAAGAAUUUCUCGAGGCAUCAGUGUACUUAGGUUGAGGGACCUGUAAAAUUCGUCUCAUGUCAAUGGUUACAGAUGUAGAUCCAGAAGCCAGUCUUGAUGGAUUUUUUGCUUGUUAAAAUUGCAUGAUUUAAGCUAGGUUUGGUUAAUUUUCUAGUUUUUCACCCAAAAAAAAGUUCUGCAAGCUGUAUAAUUGCAUAUAUUUUUUUUCUGUAAAAACAUCUUGUGCAAUGAAAAGUAGGGGAAAGGAUGCAAUUAAAGUCUGA